Polistes canadensis is the source of this 4668-nucleotide messenger RNA. RefSeq names its product wiskott-Aldrich syndrome protein family member 3 (gene SCAR). The coding region runs from base 763 to 2541 and encodes 592 amino acids. Lineage: Eukaryota; Metazoa; Arthropoda; Insecta; Hymenoptera; Vespidae. Gene Ontology annotation, biological process: actin cytoskeleton organization; positive regulation of Arp2/3 complex-mediated actin nucleation. Gene Ontology annotation, molecular function: protein kinase A regulatory subunit binding; actin binding; Arp2/3 complex binding. Gene Ontology annotation, cellular component: cytoskeleton; SCAR complex. The transcript has 10 exons. The record is from RefSeq and is a predicted model, not a curated record.
AGAGAAAAUAUGGCGAAUCGAAACGAGAAGAAUGUCUUAGUCUUUCGUUUUGCACAUGUUUAAAGGCUUUCUAACGCGAUGAUAUAAUUUAAAAAUGAUUUUAAGGGAAAUGACCUAAAUCUAGUUAACGCUUUUCCUUCUGUAUUGAUUUUCAAUGUUCUUUAACUCGAAAGUAUCGUGUUUAUAGUCUAGCAAUAACUGUAGAACUUUAGUUAAUGUGAGAUACAAAUUUUAAAGAAUAUCAAAGUUCUGCAUAGAUGAAUUGAUAAAUAGAUAAAAAGGGUUGUAGUUGCAAGUAAAAGCCUUGAUAGUUUCAUAUGUUUUAUCUGUCGAUUAAUAAAAUCAGUAAAAAAGAUAGUUACAUGAAAGAGUUGGGUGGGAGGAGAUCAAAGCGCCAUCGCGAGGCUGGGAACAGAAUUACGGGGUGACACAUGGCCGCCGGGGUGGUAGCUACGUAGGGGGUGUUUAAUGUGAACAAGAAAGAAAGAUAGUGUUCCGCCAUGACAGUAGUGGCAGAUUUAAGAGGACGAAACUGUAAUUAAUCAUGCCCACUUAUAUGUGAUAUUAUAUCGCUGGAAUUGCGUGUAAAUGUUUGUACCGUGAUGAACACUAUUUUAAAAAGUUUAAAAAAUUGUGGAUUUGUAUCUUCACAUAUAGUUGCAUUAUGUCAUCAUCUAAUCUCAAAAUAUGAGAUUCUAAAAGAAUGGUGAAUUAUUUACGAAGCCUAGUCAAAAGGAUCGUAAAGUAAAAUUAAUCGAAAAAAUGCCUCUACCAAAAAGAUUGGUGGAACCUGUUCACGUUGCACGUGGAACAAUACCAGAUGAUUAUCCAUUGCCAUCGGAAUUAGAAGCUGUUACUAAUGGUACUUUGGCUAAUACCAUUAGACAACUCUCUAGCCUUUCACGGCAUGCCGAAGAUCUCUUUGCAGAGCUGACCAGGGAAGCUCAUGCGUUAAGUGAAAGGGCAAAUUCUUUGCAAGCUAGGAUAGAUCGAUUGGCUGUCAAAGUCACUCAACUUGAUAGCAAUGUCGAGGAAGUGUCACUACAAGAUAUACACAUGAGAAAAGCAUUCAAGAGCUCAAUCGUUUUUGAUCAACAAGUAGUUUCAAGAGAGUCGAUGCCAACAGCAAUGUUAGAAACUUAUCGUCAAUGCGACACACCACCACCUUUAGAUAAACUCAACAUUUAUAGAGAGGAUGGAAAAGAUGGAUUAAAGUUCUACACGGAUCCAAAUUAUUUCUUUGAUCUAUGGAGUCAAGAGAUGUUAAAAGAUACUGAAAAGAAAUUACAUGAUCGAGGGAAAAAGACUGAAACAGAAUAUGCCGAACCAUACAGAAAGCCUCAUAGACCACGGAACGAAGGUAGUAGUGGUGGAGGUAGACACAAGAAGCGUGUAAGACAGCCUCAUAAUACAAGGGAAAGGCAGAGACAAUUAGCAGUUGGUCAUGGGGAAUAUAUAAUGCCAACACAGGGGGUUCAAUAUAGAGCACCUCAUAACAUGACUGAUGAAGCAAUGAUGGGGAUGGUUGUGACCGAAUCAAGACCACCCAGACCAAACAGUAUUGAACUUAGACGAAGUUAUCCACCAGAGGAGCAACACUUGUAUAGUCCUUCUUCCUCUGAUCAUUACAGGGCAACAAAUUCUGUUUCCCAUGGUUACGAAGAAAACGUAUAUGGUUCUCAUUAUGCUUCUGGUCAAGGCCAACAAGGUAGUGAAACUUAUCAGAGUCCAGGUGGACAAAGUACACCUAGUAGAAGUGGUAGAUCGCGACCUUCUCAGCCACCUCCUGCUCCACCAAGCAAUACUUCUAGUAAUUCAACUCCCACGGUAGCCUCGGCUAAUAAUACUCCUACCAGAGGGAGAUCUAUGAGCACUGGUAGAGAUACGCUUCCACCACCACCUCCUCCUCCAGGAGAAACGAUGUCUCCACCUUCUAUGAAUGGUUCGAUACCAUCUCAUUUAUUAAAUAGAAAUGGAAGUCGUCCAAACAGUCCGUUACCGAGUCAUCAUUCGACUCCUACUCCUCCAAAUCACUCGGCACAAAUUGGUACAGACGAAACAGAUCCCGUCUCUCAAGAUUUACCACCACCACCUCCAACACCUGAUCCUACACCACCAAGGCCUAUUUCUCCGCCAUGUAAUAUUCCUCCUCCUCCUCCGCCACCACCUCCACCGCCAGCAAUUAAUGGUACACCGCCACCAGUACCAUUGACGAACGGAGAUAUUGCCAAAAUGAUAGCCAUGUGUCCACCAAAAUUAAAACCAUUGAAAAGUAUCGAUGGACAAUUACGAAAGUCCGUCAAUCCGAAUAUCCCAUUGGUAGAUCCGAGGAAUGAUUUACUUAAAGCGAUAAGAGAUGGAAUUAAAUUAAGAAAAGUAGAAAAAAUCGAGCAGAAGGAAGUAGAACGUGUUAAUGCAUUGAACGAUGUUGCAUCCAUAUUGGCUCGUCGUGUUGCUGUCGAAUUUAGUGACAGUGAUUCAGCUUCUGAAAGCGAAUGCGACAGUGAAGGAUGGGGCGAACAAGAAACGAAUCUCGCGUGACCCACCUCUUUUCCAUCUGCCGCCACUGUCUCCUAGAGAAAUAAUCGAGGAGCUACCUUUUUAUUUUCUUGAUGAAUUUUAUUUUGGAUCAUCUACAAUAAUCAGAAUUGUCGAAUUGAUCUAUCCAAGGUACAAGAUCAUAAAGUAAGCAUAAUGUUUAUGGAUAUUUCGUUUUUUUUUUUUAAUUUUUUUUUUUAAAUAGAUAAUUGCACGAGUGAAGUUAGAAAUCAUUUGAUAAUAUACUACCAGAACGUGAGAAAUUAAUAAAUAUGUCGUAAAUAAAAUGAUUUCUAUUUGGGUGUGACGAACUUUGAUUUUAUCACACGACUAAAAUUAUUCAUGUAGAAAUAAAAAGCCAAAGAACCUUGCAUAUUUAUAGAUUAAUUUUUGUUUAUUUUUGUAUUUUGUAUGUUUUAAUCUUGCCACAGAUGUAAUUUAUGAAUUAAAAAGCGAUAUACAGUACAUGAAAGAAUACUAUAGUUUUUUGUUUCUCUUUUUUUUAUGACGAAGAUUAAAUUUUAUGAUUAAUUAAAAAUAUAUAUGUAAUUGAUAGAGCAGCAAGAAAGCUAGAUAAGAGACAAAGUUUAUAUUUAACAAUAUAAAAUGAUCACACACAUCGUGUUUUCUUAGGAUAUAUAGAAAUUCUAAAAUAAUAUAAAUAUUAAUUAAAUUAUUAAAGGGGGGUUCAAUACCAGUAUAACUUGUACAUUUAAUAACUUUGAUCGUAUAUUCCUUGAAAUUACAAAUUAUGAAUUUUUCAUUAUUUUGCACACGCAUAAUCGUCAUUUAUAAUCAUAAUAUGACGAUAUGAUCGAAGCGAGUAAUAAAAUAUACUUGUGUAUCCUAGAAAUAUAACGAUAUUACAAAACUAUAUGUUUCAUUUUAUGCAAGGUUCCAACGUCACACGUACGAAUAAUUUUGGAUCAAAUGAUUUCAGAUUAUGUUAAUGUAUUAGUAAAAAUAACGAAGAGUACAUUCUUUGAAUCUAUACAAAAAAAAAGAUAAAAAGAAAAAGAAAAAAGAAAAUGAAAAAGAGAUAGAAGGGAUAUACACGCACACAGAAAAAAUAUAAGCAUCACUUUUAUAAAAUAUUUCUCGAUAUUUGUCAGGGACUUAUUGAUGUCCUUCUUGGCACAUUCCACAAUAGCAAUAAAGUCUAGUUAACGAAUACUUCUUUUCAAUUGGACUGUUUAACGAUGGUAUUAAUGAUACAAUUUUCACAAAACAUAGAUGAAAUAAUAAACUUUGCAUUAUAUAUAUAUAUAUGAUACUAUAUGCUAUUAAGUAGGACGUACAUGCAUAUAUAUAUAUAUAUGAAAAAGAGAAGAUAAAAGCCAAAAUACAGAGUUUAUAUUUUUUUCCUUCGUGUCAUACAUAAGUCUUGUAAAGUACUAUACUUUGAACUAAUAAUUAUAAUUAGAUAGUAUCUAUGUGAGAUAUCUGACAUGAGCCGUUCAUAGAUCAAAGUGAUUAACUCUAUUUUUAGAAUGUUUUAAACAUUGUAGUGCCAAAAAGCACUUGCGGAUAAAUGCUUAACUUUUUGUAUUACAAGAAAAAAAUUCUUUAUUAAUUAGACUUAACACAGCUAUAAAUAACAAAAGUAAAUAAAGUCGUUGAAUGAUAAAUAAUACAACAAUGUAUAUAAACUUAUCAAUUUUUUCUACUUUUUGUUUCAUAGAGUUAAUCAAUUUGACAAAUGAGCAAUACAUCUAACAAUUAUUUGUUACCGUUUCGCCAGAUGAUGAUCGACUCAAAUAAAAACAGAAUUAUGUGGCGAAUGGACAAUAUAUUAUUUCUCUACGCUCUAUACGUAUAAAAAAAAAAUAAGAAAAAAAAUAAAAAGAAAGAAAAUGUGUCGUGUGUGCGUCCUACCGCAACGAUAAUGGUACAUCGAGUUUUAACAUUCGGUCGACGGUCUUGCUAAUAAAAAUAAUAAUAAUAAUAAUCUUCCACGUCUAUUGUAAGGAACAUAGCGUUAGAGACUGUCAUCGGAUUUUUCGCUUGUAUUAUCAAGAGAUAUAUCGAGAAUAUGUAAUGAAACAAAUGCUCCAUUAUAUAUAAGAUUUAACGAAGUUGUUAUUUAAUAAAAAUGAAAAAGAAACAUUUUCUAGUAUAUAAUGAAAUUAA